This is a messenger RNA of Malaya genurostris, 641 nucleotides long. Its product is annotated as sex-determining region Y protein-like. The record is from RefSeq and is a predicted model, not a curated record. NCBI's taxonomy places the organism in Eukaryota, Metazoa, Arthropoda, Insecta, Diptera, Culicidae. The coding region runs from base 105 to 455 and encodes 116 amino acids. The transcript is spliced from 2 exons.
UAAUAAAAUGAGGUGUUAUCAGUGAUCAGCGCAUUCAAUGAGAUGAAAUAUAUAGCUUCAAAUAUUCGCGGAACAUUUUCAGUGCGACUAAAAAUCUUUACACGAUGGGAGCUCGAACGAUCAUUACUGCUACUAUUGUAAUUGCUUUAUGCGUUUCGAUAUGGACCACGGCUUCAUCACCCGUGUCUCCGAGUGAUGCCCUGCAAUCAACUGCUGACGUUGUUCAUCAUCUGCAACGACGAGAAGUAAUGUUCCGACCUCUGUUCGUGUACCGCCAACAGGAAAUCGAGAAACAACGGAAGCAUGAAGCUAGAACCCAAAAACAAUUGGAACACCAUCAGCAGCAGCAGGAUUACCGUGAACAGAUGGAGGAAUAUAAAAAGACGUUAGCAGAAUAUAAUAAGCAGAUGGAUGAAUACAAACAAAAGCAACAGCAGCACAGUCAUCAUCAUUAGUGUUUAUAGAAAGUGUUUAAUGUAAUGUAUUGUCUAUAACAUUAGUAAACAUGUGAAAAUAGUGAAAAAUGUGGUAAUCAAAUAAGUUCUUAAACAAGCCUUUAUUUUCCAUUGUAGAAUAUUCUAACGAACAUUAUAACGCUUUCAAGUAACGCACUAUACAAUAAGUGCUUUUUUCAAAUUUAA